AAAAAUAUCUUUGUAAACAGAAAGAGAAAGGCAGAGAGGAAAGACUUUACCGAGUCCUUACGCGUUGUUUGUGUUUGCGUCGGAAGGAAGAGAAGAUGAGUGAGAAUUUGAUGGAGAAAGUGAGCGCACUGGGAGAGCGCCUGAAAAUCGGAGGCGUGGAAGUGGGGAGAAAGAUGAGCGAGGGGAUGAGCUCCAUGAGUUUCAAGCUCAAGGAGUUCUUCCAGCCUGGGCCCAAUCAGGCCGACAAGCUUGUGGAGGACGCUACUUCCGAGGCCCUGGACGAGCCCGAAUGGGCCCUCAAUCUCGAUCUCUGCGACCUCGUCAACACCGACAAGCUCAACUGCGUCGAACUCGUCCGCGGAAUCAAGAAGCGGAUCAUUCUCAAGAGCCCUAGGGUUCAGUACCUCGCCCUUGUCCUCCUCGAAACCCUAGUCAAGAACUGCGAGAAGGCCUUCUCCGAGGUCGCCGCCGAGCGUGUCCUCGACGAGAUGGUCAAGCUCAUCGACGACCCCCAGACCGUCGUUAAUAACCGCAACAAGGCCCUCAUGAUGAUCGAAGCCUGGGGUGAGUCCACCGGCGAGUUGCGCUAUCUCCCUGUCUAUGAGGAAACUUACAAGAGUCUGAGAUCGAGGGGUAUUCGGUUCCCUGGCCGUGACAAUGAAAGCUUGGCUCCAAUUUUCACUCCUCCUCGUUCAGUGUCUUCUGCUCCGGAGGCUGAUGUCAACCUUCAACAGCAGUUUGAGCAUGAUAUUCCUGAGCAGUUUCAUCAUGAUGUUCCCGUGCUUAGUUUUACGCCUGAACAGACAAAGGAGGCCCUUGAUGUUGCAAGGAAUAGCAUUGAGCUUCUUUCCACUGUGUUGUCGUCUUCACCACAACAAGAUGCUUUACAGGAUGAUUUGACCACCACACUUGUGCAGCAGUGUCGUCGGUCACAGACUACUGUCCAGCGAAUUGUUGAAACGGCUGGGGAUAAUGAAGCAGUGCUUUUUGAGGCCUUGAAUGUUAACGAUGAGAUUCAGAAGGUCCUCACCAAAUACGAAGAGUUGAAGCAGCCUGCAACUACUCCACUUCAUCCUGAACCAGCUAUGAUACCUGUUGCUGUUGAACCAGACGAGUCACCCUAUCAUAGUAAAGAAGAUGCUUUGAUUCGAAAGCCAGCUGGAUCAAGGACUGGUGUCGAGGGAGGGAGCAAUGAUGACAUGAUGGAUGAUCUGGAUGAGAUGAUUUUUGGAAAGAAAGGUGGGGAAGCAUCAGAUGGGGGACACGAGACAAAGAAGCAGCCGUCAUCGAAAGAUGAUCUCAUCUCUUUCUAAGCCGCAAUAUAGUCUAUGCUGAAUAUAAAACAGAGUGCCUUUAAUUUCAUGCCACUACUUUUAUAUCUAGAUGUUGAUGUUGACUCUGAACUUUGUUCAGACUUCAGAUUGCUUGGUCCAUUAUUUUUUUGCACAUUGUGUGCAACUUAUGUUUGAAUUAUGGUAUAUAAGUUCUUGCAGGGUAUACAUGGGAACUUUAUGGAGAAUUUCGAUGAGGUUGUCUACUUAGAUUAUUCUUCGUU
Molecule: messenger RNA, 1555 nt
Organism: Glycine soja
Lineage: Eukaryota; Viridiplantae; Streptophyta; Magnoliopsida; Fabales; Fabaceae
Product: TOM1-like protein 1
Exons: 3
Coding region: 96-1313 (405 amino acids)
Biological process (GO): protein transport to vacuole involved in ubiquitin-dependent protein catabolic process via the multivesicular body sorting pathway
Molecular function (GO): ubiquitin binding; phosphatidylinositol binding
Source: RefSeq, a predicted model, not a curated record